UGAGCAGCGUCGAGGACCUCCCAGCCAGUUGCGUCUGCUCAUCGAGUCCUCAACCCAGCACAUCCGGCCUACUCCUCUACCAUGUUCGCUCGUGCCAUCAUCGCUCUCGGCGCCCUUGCGGCGACUGCGUACGCUCAGACUAACGUCACGCUUACGAACAACUGCACGUACCAAGUCGACCCCGCGUUCUACCCCGCCGUCAACGCCUCUGAUGGCUCCACAACCGGUGGCUUCCCCCUUGAUUCCGGUGCCUCCGCGAACGUCACGCUCGACCCGACGUACUCGGGACGUAUCUGGGGCCGCACGGGCUGUGACGCGGACGGGAACUGCUUGACGGGCUCGUGCCCCGGCGGGGAGAACUGCACGGGUCCCGCUGCUGCGGGCCCGACGCUCGCCCAGUUCACUCUGGAUGGAUACGCCGGCCUCGACUACUUCAACCCGAGCACGACCGACGGGUUCAAUCUCCCGGUGACGAUCACUCCUGGCUCCGGCUGCUCGACCGGCCCGCAGUCGUGUACUGCUGAUAAUGAAGGCACCGGGUGUGGCGACACCUCUACCUGCCCGACCGGCACCUCUUACACGAUCUCAUUCUGCUGAACGCGAUAACGUACGGAAUUCUUGGCAAGGACCGUCUCAGUAAGGUCACCCUGGCUGUUGUAUUCGCAUGCGGACAUUUCUUGUAAUCAAAAACGAUCUUGGGGUUGAUUUAAAGAGACUCGCUCAUCACAGCUCA
Messenger RNA from Rhodofomes roseus, 733 nucleotides. RefSeq names its product Osmotin thaumatin-like protein. The transcript is spliced from 4 exons. The record is from RefSeq and is a predicted model, not a curated record. Gene Ontology annotation, biological process: defense response. Bases 82 to 597 code for a protein of 171 amino acids. Gene Ontology annotation, cellular component: extracellular region. Lineage: Eukaryota; Fungi; Basidiomycota; Agaricomycetes; Polyporales; Fomitopsidaceae.